This is a messenger RNA of Pleuronectes platessa (European plaice), 8521 nucleotides long. RefSeq names its product protein unc-79 homolog. The transcript has 52 exons. The coding region runs from base 111 to 8123 and encodes 2670 amino acids. The record is from RefSeq and is a predicted model, not a curated record. Gene Ontology annotation, molecular function: protein binding. NCBI's taxonomy places the organism in Eukaryota, Metazoa, Chordata, Actinopteri, Pleuronectiformes, Pleuronectidae.
GCUGACGGAAACGCAACGCCGGGGGAGGAGAGAGGAUAAAGGAACAGACCGAAAACCACAGUGAAAACAACUGACAGUCUGGGUUAUAUGUUUCCCCAAGAGUCUGCGAGAUGUCCACGAAGGCAGAGCAGUUUGCCUCUAAGAUACGAUACUUGCAAGAGUAUCACAACCGUGUGCAACACAAUAUUUACCCAGUGCCCUCUGGAACAGACAUUGCAAACACACUGAAAUACUUUUCCCAAACCCUGCUCAGCAUUCUGUCCCGCACAGGCAGGAAGGAGAACCAGGAAGCUUCCAAUUUGGCCGUGCCCAUGACCAUGUGUCUUUUUCCUGUGCCAUUCCCACUCACCCCAUCUCUAAGACCACAAGUCAGUUCCAUCAACCCUACAGUUACUCGCUCCCUCCUUUACAGCGUUCUGCGCGAUGCCCCGUCAGACCGCGGGGGGCAGGGGCAGCAGAGUCGGGACGCUCAGCUCUCAGAGUACCCCUCUCUGGACUAUCAGGGCCUCUAUGUGACCCUCGUGACCCUGCUUGACCUGGUGCCCCUGCUGCAGCACGGUCAGCAUGAUCUGGGACAGUCCAUAUUUUAUACAACAACUUGCCUCCUGCCCUUUCUCAGUGAUGAUAUUCUCAGCACUUUGCCCUAUACUAUGAUCUCCACUUUAGCCACUUUCCCCCCUUUCCUCCACAAAGACAUCAUUGAGUACCUGAGCACAUCCUUCCUCCCAAUGGCUAUAUUGGGCUCCACUCGAAGGGAAGGAGGUGUCCCAGCCUAUGUAAAUCUGUCUGCUUCCUCUAUGCUCAUGAUUGCAAUGCAGUACACCACAAACCCAGUGUAUCACUGUCAAUUGUUGGAGUGUCUGAUGAAGCACAAACAGGAAGUGUGGAAGGACCUUCUUUACGUCAUAUCAUACGGACCAUCCCAAGUAAAACCUCCUGCCGUGCAGAUGCUGUUUCAUUACUGGCCCAACCUGAAGCCCCCCGGAGCCAUCAGUGAAUACAGAGGGCUGCAGUACACCGCCUGGAAUCCCAUCCACUGUCAACACAUCGAGUGCCACAACGCCAUCAAUAAACCGGCUGUCAAGAUGUGUAUAGAUCCUACUCUUUCUGUUGCCCUGGGAGACAAGCCCCCUCCUCUUUAUAUAUGUGAGGAGUGCAGCCAGAGGAUAGCAGGAGACCACGCUGAAUGGCUUGUUGAUGUUCUCCUGCCCCAAGCAGAGAUAUCAGCCAUUUGUCAAAAGAAGAACUGUAGCUCCCAUGUUAGGCGGGCUGUGGUCACCUGCUUCUCGGCCGGUUGCUGUGGGCGCCAUGGCAACCGGCCUGUCCGCUACUGCAAGCGUUGCCAUGUCAACCACCACAGCAGUGAGGUGGGGGCUGCGGCGGAGACCCAUCUGUACCAGACCUCGCCCCCUCCCAUCAACACACGGGAGUGCGGAGCGGAGGAGCUGGUGUGCACAGUGGAAGCGGUUAUAAGUCUUCUGAAGGAGGCAGAGAUUCACGCAGAACAGCGAGAGUUUGAGAUGAACCGGCGCCGUCAGAUGGGCCUGUCCGCCUCCCACCACUCCCUGGACAACAUCGAGUUUGAUAACAAGGAGGACGACCAGCACGACCAGCGCCUCCUCAGUCAGUUCGGCAUCUGGUUCCUGGUGAGCCUGUGCACCCCCAAUGAGAACACACCUACGGAGAGCCUGGCCCGGCUGGUCAGCAUGGUCUUCCAAUGGUUUCACUCCACUGCCUACAUGAUGGAUGAUGAGGUUGGAAGCCUGGUGGAAAAGCUAAAGCCUCAAUUUGUCACCAAGUGGCUCAAGACGGUGUGUGAAGUGCGCUUCGACGUGAUGGUCAUGUGUCUGCUGCCCAAACCGGUGGAAUUUGCCAGGGUGGGAGGUUACUGGGACAAGUCAUGUAGCACAGUGACCCAGUUGAAAGAGGGUCUGAACCGCAUCCUGUGUCUGAUACCUUACAACGUCAUCAGUCAGCCGCUGUGGGAGUGUUUUAUGCCCGAGUGGCUGGAGGCGAUCCGCACUGAGGUGCCCGACAACCAACUCAAAGAGUUCAGGGAAGUUCUCAGUAAAAUGUUUGAUAUUGAGCUGUGCCCGCUGCCUUUCUCCAUGGAAGAAAUGUUUGGCUUCAUCAGCUGCAGAUUCUCUGGCUACCCAGCGUCUGUGCAAGAGCAGGCUCUGCUGUGGCUGCAUGUGCUGUCGGAGCUGGACAUCGUUGUGCCUCUCCAGCUACUGAUCGGGAUGUUCUCCGAUGGAGUGAACUCUUUGAAGGAGCUGGCCAAUCAGAGGAAGACACGUGCCUCAGAUCUGACUGGCAACACUGGGGCUCGCAGGGUGAGUGUGGUGUCAGAUCCAGGACGCCGUGGGCAGCACAACACGCUCAGCCCAUUCCCCAGCCCCUUUAGGAGCCCGUUCCGCAGCCCCCUGCGCUGCAGCCCCUUUAAAAACCUGGGUCACGCCGCCGGCCACUGUGCCCUGGAUCUGGAUUGUGAUGAUGACGACAUGAACCUCGGUUGCUUCAUCCUCAUGUUUGACCUCAUCCUGAAGCAGAUGGAGCUCCAAGACGAUGGUGUGAUGCUGGGUCUCGACAGCAGCCUAGGGAAGGAUAUUGUGGGCAUUGUCAACAACGUCUUCCAAGCUCCGUGGGGGGGCUCGCACACCUGCCAGAAGGAUGAGAAGGCCCUGGAGUGUAGCCUGUGCCAAUCCAGCAUCCUGUGCUACCAACUUGGCUGUGAGCUCCUGGAGAGGUUGACCCCCCGGGAAGAGAUACGCCUGGUGGAACCCACGGACAGUCUGGAGGAAACUCUGCUCCUGCCUCAGAUGGAUUUCUGCAUCGGGGCAGAGAUUAGGAAUGAGGGAGGGGACAACCCAAGUGGCACACACACUGACAACCCCAGUAACCCCUCCCCUGAUGAUGCAACCAUGAAGAAUAACUUUGACAAGAAAUUCUCCUACCAGCAGCUCCCUGUGUCUCUGAAGCUCAUAUACACCGUCCUGCAGGAAAUGUCCAAGUUUGAGGAGCCUGACAUCUUGUUCAACAUGCUGAACUGUCUGAAGAUCCUGUGUCUCCAUGGAGAGUGUUUGUACCUCGCCAGCAAGGAUCACCCCCAGUUUCUGGCCUACAUCCAGGAGAAGAUGCUCAUCCCGUGUCUGUGGUCCAUGUUGAAGUCAGAGUUUUGCCAGUUAGCCUCCCUGGCUGUACCCCAGCUCCUGCACGCCCUCUCUUUAUCCCACGGGGCCGACAUCUUCUGGAACCUCAUCAACUCAAACUUCAACAGCAAAGACUGGAAAAUACGAUUUGAAGCAGUUGAGAAGGUGGCGGUGCUCUGUCGGUUCCUGGACAUUGGCGCGGUGACGAAAAACCACCUGCUGAAGUAUUCGCUGGCCCACGCGUUCUGCUGCUUCCUGGCAUCUGUGGAGGACGUCAACCCGGCCGUGGCCACCCGAGCCCGCCUGCUGCUGGACACAAUAAAGAGGCCGGCCCUGCAGGGCUUGUGUCUUUGCCUGGACUUCCAGUUUGACACUGUGGUGAGGGAUCGACCCGUCAUUCUCAGCAAACUCCUCCUGCUACACUUCCUGAAGAAAGAUAUUCCUGCUCUCAGCUGGGAGUUUUUUGUCAACCGCUUUGAAACCUUAUCUCUGGAGGCCCAGUUACACCUGGACUGCAACAAGGACUUCCCUUUCCCUACAACCAUCACAGCAGUACGAACCAAUGUGGCCAACCUCAGCGAUGCGGCAAUGUGGAAGAUUCGUCGGGCCCGUUUUGCCAGGAAUCGGCAGAAGAGUGUGCGCUCGCUCCGUGACAGUGUGAAGGGAGGCCACGCUGAGUCCAAGCGGGCGUUUUCGCUCCCAGAGUCCCUGUGUAACCGAAUUCCUCUAAGGCUUACGAGGCAAGAGCAGUCUGCCCCGACUCUGGGAGAUAUGAUAGAGAAAACGCCGUCCCCCGAGGACGAUUCUACCAUCAAAGACCUGCUUCCCGAGGACGCCGGCAUAGACCACCAGACGGUUCACCAGCUCAUCAUGGUGCUGAUGAAAUUCAUGGCCAAAGACAAGAGCAGCGCAGAGGCUGACAUCGGCAGUGCCAAGGCUUUCAAUACGGUGAAGCGUCACCUGUAUGUGCUGCUGGGAUAUGACCAACAGGAGGGCUGCUUCAUGAUCGCACCGCAGAAGAUGCGCACCUCGACCUGCUUCAAUGCCUUCAUCGCUGGAAUUGCACAAGUGAUGGACUACAACAUUGGUCUGGGGAAGCAGCUGCUCCCUCUUGUGGUCCAGGUGUUGAAGUACUGCACGUGUCCCCAACUGAGACACUAUUUCCAGCAGCCGCCUCGAUGCUCUCUGUGGGCGCUGAAGCCUCACAUCCGACAGAUGUGGCUCAAAGCCCUGCUGGUCAUCCUGUAUAAGUACCCUUCCAGAGACAUGGAUGGCAGCAAAAUCGUCCUCCACCUAAUCCACAUCACCAUCAACACACUCAACGCCCAGUAUCACAGCUGUCGGCCUCACGCCACCGCAGGACCCCUCUACAGCGACAACUCCAACAUGAGCCGCUACAGUGAGAAGGAAAAAGAAGAGGACAGUGUAUUUGAUGAGUCAGACGUCCAUGACACUCCAACUGGUGCUGCUAACAAGGAGUCACAAACCUUCUUCGCCCGACUAAAGAGGAUCGGUGGCAACAAGUCUGUGAAAUACCAGCCGGUGGAGCUGAAUGCCAAAAAAAGUGAAAUUGAGCUGUCAGAGUACCGCGAGGCCAGCGCCCUUCAGGACAGCAUCCUGCACUGUGUGAGGGAGGAGAGCACCAGGAAGAAGCGGCUGCAGGCCAUGCACAAGCAGAAGUCUCUGGACAUCUCCAACACAGACUCCAUCCUCUUCAAUCUGGAUGAGCACAGACGCAAGUCAUGCAUCGAUCGCUGCGACAUGCAGGUUCCCCCCGUUAUCCUGCCUCCUUCGUCUGUCACAUCCCACAGCAGACGUCAUGGCAAAGGAUCCUCUGAUGACUCUUCGGUGCGUGCGGAGGCCAAUGAUGGUGUGGACCGGCGAGGCUCUCGAGGCGGACACUCAGACAUCUCCAAAACUGUAAUUCCCGAGGUCCGUCUCAGCUUUAUGGAGACCUUUGAGGACAAGUUGGACCAGUGCUCCUUGUUGGGGUCAGUUCAGGGAAAAGAGGACCAGGACCUCAUCGACCUCUCUUCUGACUGCACCUCGAUUCCAGAGAAACACUCUCUGCUCUCGAUGUCCGACAGCGACUCCUUGGUGUUUGAACAACUGCCUCCUCUGAGGAUCGUUGAGAGUGAUGAGGAAUUCGACCUGAACACCCUCUUGAGCUCCAGGUUCAACGGGAGCCCGAAGGUCUCUGCUUCCCCUGCGAGCAGUAACACCCUCCGCAUGUCUCCAUUAGUCCAGGUCAGUGUGGAGGACUGCUCCAGCGAAAAAAACACCCCAGGCUUUCUGAUGGGAGAGAGCGGCUUGGAAAAGAUGACAAACCGUGUGACUCCCAGCACCUCCUUGGAUCUUCCCGACCGACUGGAUAAUGUCUGCCAUGAAAGCCCCAUGACUCUAAAGCAGAAAAGAGACCUGCUGAGGAAGACCCCGCAUAUCCCUGACACCUCAUUAGACGAAACAUCUGUGGCCCUUGACGAGCUGAGGAUCGGGACAAGUCCCUCUGGUAGGACCAUCUUCUUGGACAUCCCAGAAGACAAAGCAGAGCCUCCUUCCUCACCAGAGAAGAGCAAGAGUACCAGCAACGAUGAGGAGGAUGACCCUAAACCCGAAAAUGCAGACGACAAUGAAGAGGCAGAAUUUAAAAUCCAGAUUGUUCCCCGACAACGAAAGCAGAGGAAGAUAGCGGUCAGCGCCAUCCAGAGGGAAUACCUGGACAUCUCGUUCAACACGUUUGAUAAGCUCGCUGGUGAGCAGGCUACAGAAACAGAUCACAAAGUUCUGUCUACAUUGGAAAAGCCACGAGAAUCUGCCUCAGCCCCAACGCUUGAAGCUGCUAUGCCUGAAACGAGCCAUCGCUCUUCAGUAUCAACUCAGUACCGUCAGGUGAAGCGAGGCUCUCUGGGCGCUCUGACCAUGAGCCAGCUCAUGAAGCGACAGCUGGAGCAUCAAUCCAGCGCUCCACACAACAUCAGCACCUGGGAAACGGGUCCCACGAAAACCAGCCUGCUCUCUGCACCAAGCACAGUGAGCAUGUUCGUACCUGCGCCUGAGGAGUUCAUUGACGAGCAGCCUACCACGAUGUCUGAUAGGUGUCGGGACUGUGCGGCUGUGCUGGAGGAGUAUGACGAGGAGACGCUCGGCCUCGCCGUGGUCGUUCUCUCCAUGUUCGUCCACCUCAGCCCCGAUUUGGCCGCUCCAAUGCUCCUGGACAUCAUGCAGUCUGUGGGCAGGUUGGCAUCCAGUGCCAAUUUUUCUGGACAAGCUGAGAGCAUGUUGAUCCCAGGGAAUGUAGCAGGUGUAGCCAAGCAGUUCCUGCGCUGUAUGUUUCACCAGCUGGCCCCGAACGGCAUCUUGCCUCAACUCUUCCAGAGUAACAUUAAAGAUGGAAGUUUUCUGCGAACGCUUGCAUCUUCCCUGAUCGAUUUCAAUGAGCUCAGCUCAGUUGCGGCCCUCAACAUGCUACUCGAGGGCUUGAACAACAAGAAGAGUCUGCCAGCAGGGGGCACAAUGCUGCACUGCCUGGAAAACAUCGCCACCUUCAUGGAGGCCCUCCCCAUGGACUCUCCAAGCAACCUGUGGACGACCAUCUGCAACCAGUUCCAGACCUUCCUCACAAGACUGCCCUCUGUGCUCCCUCUGAAGUGCCCCAUGGAUUCCAGCCUGAGGAUUAUCAUUUGUCUGCUGAAAAUACCGACCACAAACGCAACCCGGAGUCUCCUGGAGCCCUCCUCAAAGCUGCUGAGUUUUGUCAUCCAGUAUGGCAUGUUCAGUCUCUCCUACCUCGUAGAACUGUGUGGACUGUGUUACAAAGGCUUCAACAAGGAGAGAGAUAAGUUCUACAUGUCCCGCAUUGUGGUGUUAGAGCUUCUGCAGGCUCUCAAGUUCAAGUCUCCUCUGCCAGACACAAACUUGUUACUGCUGGUCCAGUUUGUCUGUGCAGAUAUCGGCACACGUCUGGCAGAAUCCACCAUCAUCCAGAAGCACAUGAUCCUGACGCUGCCGGGGUGCACGACUGCAGCAAUGGAAUGCAUGAGGCAAUACAUAAGCGAGCUCCUGGACUUCAUUGCGGACAUGCACACACUCACCAAACUCAAAAGCCAUAUGAAGGCUUGCUGUCAGCCGCUGCACGAGGACACGUUCGGCGGAAACCUGAAAGUGGGCUUGGCACAAGUCGCCGCCAUGGAGAUCAGCAAAGGCAAUCACCGUGACAACAAAGCCGUGGUGCGGUAUCUGCCCUGGCUUUAUCAUCCUCCAUCCACCAUGCAACAAGGACCAAAGGAGUUCAUUGAGUGUGUGUCCCACAUCCGCCAGCUGUCCUGGCUCCUUUUGGGCUCUUUGACGCACUGUGCCCUGCACCAGGGCUCCACCUCCUGCAUGCCCAUCCCUCUAGACGCCGGCUCCCACAUCGCAGAUCAUCUCAUUGUCAUCCUCAUUGGUUUCCCAGAGCAGUCUAAGACGUCGGUGCUGCACAUGUGCUCCCUGUUCCACGCCUUCAUGUUUGCCCAGCUGUGGACCAUCUACUGCGAGCAGGGGGCCGCGGCUCCCUCCCUGCAGAACCAGAACCAGACAGAGUUUUCCUCCAGCGCCAUCCUAACCGGUCUAGAGUUCUGGAGUCGGGUUACACCCAGUAUCCUGCAGCUCAUGGCCCACAAUAAAGUUAUGGUGGAGAUGGUGUGUCUUCAUGUCAUCAGUCUGAUGGAAGCCCUGCAGGAGUGUAACUCAACCAUAUUCGUCAAGUUGAUUCCUAUGUGGCUACCCAUGAUUCAGUCAAACCUCAAGCAUUUAUCUGCAGGGCUUCAGUUGCGUCUCCAGGCCAUCCAGAACAGGGUGAACCACCAGUGUCUGCAGAGCCAGACGGCCGGAGCCCCUCCAUUCGCCCUGCGCAAGUGGCUCCAGUGCACCCAGUUCAAGAUGGCUCAGGUGGAGAUCCAGUCGUCAGAGGCUGCCUCCCAGUUCUAUCCCAUGUGAGCUCUCCUCUGGACACAUCGGCGUCGUCCCGGUCCUUAGACCUGCGUGUAUCUGCUCUGACGGAAACCUCCGACCAAAAAAAAGACUCCUACCUAAACUGAUGCUGUGUGCGAUUCAUUUGGACUGAGUCGUUCAGCAGCUUCAGUAUAAUAUCUGUACAGCAAAUCUAUGCUAUUUUGAAGUACUAGCACUGGAGCGGAUGAUUCAAGGUUUGUAGGCUCGUGUUGGUUAACUGUAUCAGGUGCCUAACUGUUGUUUUCAACAGAUCUGCAGAGUCAGUAGAUGACUGAGAGAAUUUCUAUACGCCCAUGUUUGUAACAGUGAGAGUCUGAAAGCAAACGUGUGUUGAACCUUAGAUAUGAUCACUCUGUAACAUUCAGAUUCUAUUACUUUUUAAG